This is a messenger RNA of Sorghum bicolor (sorghum), 2271 nucleotides long. Its product is annotated as transcription factor DIVARICATA. Bases 615 to 1592 code for a protein of 325 amino acids. Gene Ontology annotation, molecular function: DNA binding. The transcript has 2 exons. Lineage: Eukaryota; Viridiplantae; Streptophyta; Magnoliopsida; Poales; Poaceae. The record is from RefSeq and is a predicted model, not a curated record.
AAGAAAAGGGUCCAUCACGACGUCGCCCGCCCCUGCGAGCUGCGACCACACAGAAACCUCCAGCCUGGACCUGGACGCGGACGGGGACGAACACGCUCAAGUUGCAGUUGCAGUUGCAGUCGCGCACGGGGCAACGCCGAGCUUCCCGCUGCCUGCUCCGUGCGCUCCCGGCCGCUGAGCCGGACAAACACAGCGAGCAGCUCGAGCAGAGUGGCGGCAGCAAGAAUAGUAUGGGCGGCGACGGAGUGAGUGAGUGAGAACUGAGGACGAAUUGGUUGAUUGGGGAGGCCACAAACUCCACCACGAGCAAGGAGCCAAUCCGCAUCGCUCAGUCGCUCGCCGCUUUCUUUAAAGUUUCAAGCGCUCCCGAGCUCCCUCCCGCGGUGGAGGCCGAAUCACCUCUGGCCACUUUGGCAUCUGCCUCUGCCUCCACCUCCACUUCCCUUCACCAUAAAUACCCCUCUCUCGCCGCCCGUUCCCACCUCCCCCCUCCCUCCCUCCCUCCGGGCUGACUGACUGACCAAGGUCUCGCCGCCUUCUUCCGUGUCCGUGUCCUCCGACUCCGACAGGGAAAGGGAAGGCGAAAGAAACCUUGGGGGUCGGUUGGUUCGUGGAUGACGGAGCUGUGGAUGGAGGUGCUGCCGCCGCCCUACUUCGCGGGACAGGCGGCGGGCGGCGGGUGGUUCCUGCCGCCGCCGCCGGACCGGCGGGCCGGGACCGGGGCGUGGACGGUGGAGGAGAACAAGAUGUUCGAGCGCGCGCUGGCGCGGGUCGACUCCGACGCGCCGGAUCGGUGGGAGCGGGUCGCCCAGUUGCUGCCUGGGAGGACGGUGGCCGACGUCGUCGCCCACUACGAUGACCUCGAGAGCGAUGUCGGCUUCAUCGAGGCCGGAUUCGUGCCCUUCCCCCGCUACGGCGGCGGCGGCGGUGGCGCGUCGCAAUCCGCUGGGUUCACGUUCGACUGGGAUGCCGGCGCCGGCGACGCUGGCUUUAAGCGCUCCUGCUACGUGGUUGGCGGCGGCAAGCGCGAGCGCGGUGGGCCGGACCAGGAGCGCAAGAAGGGCAUCCCCUGGACGGAGGAGGAGCACAAGCUGUUCUUGAUGGGUCUGAAGAAGUACGGGCGCGGGGACUGGCGGAACAUCUCGCGCAACUUCGUGACUAGCCGGACGCCGACGCAGGUGGCCAGCCACGCGCAGAAGUACUUCAUCCGCCUCAACUCCGGCGGCAAGGACAAGCGCCGCUCCAGCAUCCACGACAUCACCACCGUCAACCUCCCCGACGACGACACCGCAGGCGGCGGCAACCCCUCGGCCUCGCCGCCCUCUGUGUCUGUGCUCACCUCCACCUCCACCACACCCUCGUCCACCACCACCGGCGGCGGCCCGGUCAUCUCCGAGCAGUUUGGCGUCCUCGUCGACAGCAAGCCCCCGCCGCCGCACCACCACCACCACCACCACUUCUUGCCGCACUCCUCCUACGGCAACGUGAAGCUCGAGCCCGGCGUCAAUUCCCAUCACGGUGCUGGCUUCCUGGACGACUCUGUUCUGAUGCAGAUGCAGAUGCACUGCGGCCAGCUGCAGCCUCUCGGCUGACUGACUGGUUUUCACGCAGAAAUUACAAUGGCAGAAAGAGGAAAAUACCUCUCGUCUUUGGCCACGCACCAGUCUGUUGCGCGUGUCUGUUGUUGGUUUCAAUCAAACAGGCAAAUAACAUUUGGGUACAGCACACAACAUUCUUGCUACAGAUGGAUGGAUGGUUCAUGCAGACAGCUCCGAGCUCAGCACAGUCGGCAGCCGAGCGCUAGCGUUCUGCUGCACCUGAGCUGAGCUGAGCUCCCUGCCGUGUGUGUUCCAGAGACGAGAGGAAGAGGAAGAAAAAAAAAAUACAGUAGAAGAUAUACUUAUGGACGAUGGGGUCUCUGCAUUUCGCCUAUAUGAUGUGUACAUAAGUCGACGCCCGCAGUGAAAUAAUUUCCUAGUGUAAUUUUGUGUUCCUGUGUGAUGGGAGGCACACUAGCUACUAGAUGUUGUGAUUACGCUAGACUUUCUCUUUGUAAUGAUGUGUUGAUCGGUUAACGUCAUGUAUUUGGAUAGCAGGUAGCAUCAGCAGCAGCAGCAUGCUGUUUAGUGUCUUGUAAGGGUUUUUUAUUUAUCAUUAUAUUUAAGCUGGGGUGUAUUAGCUACUAGCAUUGGUCACCCUCUCAUUGACCUGCUCUUUUGUUUGUCUGUUAUUAAUCAUGAUGGUGAUGAAAUGAAAGGAUUGUAGUUUUCA